GCCGGUGAGGCGCCGGUGGCUGUUGCCGGAGGUGACCGGGGCGACUGGUCCCGCGUCUCGGGAGGUUCCUGUGCCCACAGGCCGUGGCCUAGCCUGAGCAGAGCAGCUGGAGGCGGGCACCAUGGUGACCGAGCAGGAGGUGGAGGCCAUCGGGCGGACGCUGGAGGACCCUGCACAGCCCCUGCAGACCCGCUUCCGGGCGCUGUUCACGCUGCGGGGCCUGGGGGGCCCGGGCGCCAUUGCCUGGAUCAGCCGGGCCUUCAGUGACGAGUCCGCCCUGCUCAAACACGAGCUCGCCUACUGCCUGGGCCAGAUGCAGGACCCCCGCGCCAUCCCCGUGCUGGUGGACGUGCUGCGCGACACGCGCCAGGAGCCCAUGGUGCGCCACGAGGCGGGGGAGGCGCUGGGGGCCAUCGGGGACCCAGAGGUCUUGGAGCUCCUGAAGGAAUAUUCCACAGACCCUGUGGUGGAGAACAUUCCCGUCACCCUAAAUGAAACCCUCAUCCUGAUCAGCAGUCACCCCCGUGAAUCCACGUCCUGUCCCUGUGGACCGGCCUGUUCUGGACGUUUCACAGAAAUGGAGUCACACGCCGUGUGUCCCUGUGUGUCUGGGUCUCACUGAGCGUGAUGUCCUCAGGGCCCAUCCACACUGCGGCCUGUGUCAGAGCCUCCCUCCUCUUCGUGGCCGGGUCAGGUCCGCGUGUGGACGGGUCACGCCGUGUGUGUCCGCCAUGCCUCAGUGGACACGGUCGUUUCCACCUUUCGGCCGUUGCCUGCUGCUGCUGUGGACAUCGGUCCUUGUGUGGACACGCGUGUUCCUUUCUCCCUGCUGCCUUCCGUGUCCACAGCCCACGUCCCCCAGGCCUUCCCCCAGGCGGCCGGGGGACACUCGACCCAAGCCCGCCGACCCGCCCUGUGCCGGAAGGCCUCCUGGAGUUUCAUACCGUGGGGACCAGCCCCCGGGU
Molecule: messenger RNA, 965 nt
Organism: Carlito syrichta (Philippine tarsier)
Lineage: Eukaryota; Metazoa; Chordata; Mammalia; Primates; Tarsiidae
Gene: DOHH
Product: deoxyhypusine hydroxylase
Exons: 4
Coding region: 122-622 (166 amino acids)
Biological process (GO): peptidyl-hypusine biosynthetic process
Molecular function (GO): deoxyhypusine monooxygenase activity
Source: RefSeq, a predicted model, not a curated record